AUGCACGCCUACAGCUACAUUCCCGCCGUGGGAUUCACUCUCAUUGCUGUUGCAUUGGCGCAGAGCAACUCCAUGGUUGUGCCGGGUGCCGUGAAUCCCAUUGCAGCCAACGUCACCAACACGAAGCGAUCCUAUGGGCUUGUCAACCACGGUACCUCAGUCCGACGGGAUGUACUGAAACGUGCUGUCAACGGUAUCUGCGAUGCUCUACCUUCCAAGUGGAGUUAUAUGGGAUGCUACUCUGAUUCGCCGUCGACUAGAGUCCUCUCAGGCGACCGCUGGUGCCCUGAUGACCCCAACGGUCUGUCACAGGAGACUUGCAUCGAGUUUUGCGAUGGAAAGGGAUAUGGUCUGGCCGGUGUGGAAUGGGGUAAGGAAUGCUAUUGUGGCUACCUGCUCGACUCGUCUGCCCUCAAGUCCGCAGAGACCGACUGCAGCAUGCCCUGCACUGGAAACAAGGACGAGGUCUGCGGUAACGGCGGGCGCAUCAACGUCUUCACCAACGGCGAUUCGGCACCUGCGGUCCUGGCCGCGUCUGGAGACUUUACCUCGAUCGGAUGCUACUCCGAUCAGGCCUCCGCGCGAACCUUGACUACUCGCGUCAGCCUUCCCGGAAACGUGAGAGUCAGUGAUUGCACCACGGCUUGUGCCAACCAAGGCUUCCAGUACGCGGGACUUGAGUUUGGUCAGGAGUGCUACUGCGGCGCCAGCAUCCAAAAUGGCGGCGCACCUAUCUCGGACAAGUCUUGCAACAUGGCCUGCACUGCCGACAAGACGGAGUUUUGCGGUGGCAGAGCUGCCAUCAACAUUUACAAGAGCUCUGUUCCGCAACAAGGACCGAGCAAGAUUCCCGACAAUUGGUCCUCGAAAGGCUGCUACACCGAUAGCCCGUCUACACGUGCUCUUUCUUUCAAAGUGCCCAACUUUGGAAACUUCAGCGCCGCCCAGUGUGUUUCUCAAUGCUCUACUCUCAACUACCAAUAUGCUGGUCUCGAGUAUGGCUCCGAAUGCUGGUGUGGCAACUCCAUCGACAACGGCAACGCCCCGGCUUCCAGCGGAUGCGACAUGGCCUGCGUCGGUAACCAUGCGGACACCUGCGGAGGUGCCGGACGCGUCAAUAUCUAUCAGGCUGCCUGCAACGGUACCCCGGGCUGUCAUUUCGGAUACGGUCUGAUCCGUCUUCUUUUCACCGCGAGUAACGUGAAGCAAUGCGAAGAUGCCUGCCACGCGGACCCGAAUUGUCUUUCCAUUCAAUUCGGAACUGAGCCCAGCUCUACUGCCCCGUUCUGCAACCUCUUCAAGUAUCCCAUUCCAUCGGUUGUGGACACUCAGUACAUGGACGCGCGCUGCUCGUCGUUCCACUUCUACGACUCGUCUUGCACGUUCUAA
Colletotrichum karsti is the source of this 1389-nucleotide messenger RNA. RefSeq lists its product as uncharacterized. Lineage: Eukaryota; Fungi; Ascomycota; Sordariomycetes; Glomerellales; Glomerellaceae. The record is from RefSeq and is a predicted model, not a curated record. Bases 1 to 1389 code for a protein of 462 amino acids. The transcript is spliced from 4 exons.